AUGAAGACAAAGGCACUGGAGACCCAUUCCAGUGCCCGUGAAAUCUGUGAGAGUUUUGCCAUUGACAUCAGUGGGAGCAGGUACUCGGUAACUUCUCUCAAGACUAUCCCAGAAUUAUGUAGAAGGUGUGAUUCGCAAAAUGAAGACAGAUCAGUUUCAAGCACUAGCUGGAGCUGUGGAGUUUCAACUCUUAUUGGAAAUGCACAAAAACCAACAGGAAUUGCAGACAUGUACAGUAAGUUCAGACCAGUGAAGAGGGUUUCCCCACUAAAGCACCAGCCGGAGAGCUCAGAGAACAAUGAAAGUGAUGACCAAAAGAACCAGAAGGUGGAAUACCAGAAAGGUAGCGAUUCUCACCCUGCAUCUCAGAAUGAUGAUCAGUGUUCAGGAGAUGGAGAAGGCCUUAAAAGUAAAAGCAUUGAGUCUGGUGUUUUGCUUGGGGAGCUGGAGCACUAUGACCUGGACAUGGAUGAAAUUUUGGAUGUGCCUUACAUUAAAUCAAGCCAGCAACUUGCUGCUUUUACCAAGGUGGCUCCAGAGAAAAGGAUUUUGGGUGUAUGUUCAACAGUGAAUGGUCUGAGUGGCAAGACCUGCUCUGCAGGAAACAGUGAGAACUUGCCAGCCAGCACGACACAGUUUUGUGUUCUGUCCCCUGUGAAAAGCUCUCAGAUGAGAAAUGCGCAGUCCAUUGUCCUUAAUCAGCACAAGCAUUUAGCUGAAGAAUUAGGGCUUUCCCAGCCUCUAGUUAAAUGUAGCUCAGUCCAUGAAACUGAAGCCCAGAGCAAGGGCUUCCUCAACAGGACAUUUACCGAUCCCCAAGCUCAUAAAACUGAAAAGACCAUGCCAAACUGCCAGCUGAGGACUUUUCAUCUGCAGACAGCCGUGACAGAAAACAAACUUGAUGAACUGAACAGUAAUAUGAACUGGAGCAGCUCAGGAGGCCCAGAGGAAAGGGGUGAAGACGUGAAAAAAAAUAAAAGCAUCUUAAACAUUGUGAAGGAAGGACAGAUAUCAUUAUUGCCACACCUAGCAGCAGACAAUCUGGACAAAAUUCAUGAUGAAAGUGAAAACAAUCUGUUGCACAUAGCAGCAUCACAGGGACAUGCAGAGUGCUUGCAACAUCUCACUUCUUUGAUGGGAGAAGACUGUUUGAAUGAGCGGAACAAUGAACAACUAACACCAGCUGGGUUAGCAAUAAAGAAUGGUCAACUGGAGUGUGUACGGUGGAUGGUGAGCGAAACAGAAGCCAUUGCUGAAUUAAGUUGCUCAAAAGAUCACCCAAGCCUUAUUCACUAUGCAGGUUCCUAUGGUCAGGAGAAAAUACUUCUGUGGCUUCUCCAGUUUAUGCAAGAACAAGGGAUUUCUUUGGAUGAAGUUGACCAGGAUGGUAACAGUGCAGUACAUAUAGCUGCCCAGCAUGGCUAUUUAGGAUGUAUACAGACAUUGGUUGAAUAUGGAGCAAAUGUCACCAUGCAAAACCGUGCUGGAGAGAAACCUUCACAAAGUGCUGAACGACAUGGACACACCAUGUGUUCCCGUUACUUAGUGGUUGUGGAGACAUGCAUGUCAUUGGCAUCUCAGGUUGUCAAGUUAACUAAACAACUAAAGGAGCAGACAGUAGAACGUGUGACAUUACAGAACCAACUCCAGCAGCUUUUAGAAGCCCAGAGAUCAGAGGGCCAAUCACUACCAACAUCCCCAAGUUCACCAUUGUCCCCCGCUUCUGGAAAACCUCAGUGGAAAGCCUCUGAUGCAGAUGAUUUGUCUCUACCAAAAAGUAAAUUGAACACCCAAGACGGGAUUCAGAUUCUUGGCAGCAUAGGAACUUCCAGCCAUACUCGGUCCAAGACAAAAGACGAGGACUCAGAUAAAAUCCUGCGCCAAUUGUUGGGGAAAGAAAUCUCUGAGAAUGUCUGUAUGCAGGAGAAGCUGACACUGGAAUUUCAGGAUGUUCAUGCUUCCUCCAAGAAUGUGAAGAAGAUUCUACCAGAGAAAAGGGAGCUGAAGUUAGCCAGACUGAGGCAGCUUAUGCAGAGAUCCCUCAGCGAGUCUGAUACAGACUCAAAUAAUUCUGAGGACCUGAAGAAUACUCCUGUGAAAAGAACUGACAAACCAAGGCCACAACCCAUAGUAGAAAGUGUUGAAAGCACUGAGAGUUUGCAUCUGAUGAUUAAGAAACACACUUUGGCAGCAGGGCGCCGGUUUCCUUUUGGCAUUAGAGCUUCCAAAUCUGUGGAUGGCCACAGCCCAUCUCCCUCUUCAGAGAGCAGCGAUCCUGAUAACGAACCCCAAUAUCAGUCUGGGACUGCAUCUCAGAGCCAGGUUUCUGGAGAUACCUCUCAGUCCAGCACUGACAGUGCCACUGUUCAAAAGGUUGCUACUAGUCCUAAGAGUGCCCUCAAGUCUCCAUCUUCAAAGCGCAGAACCUCCCAGAAUUUAAAACUCAGAGUAACCUUUGAGGAGCCCGUGGUGCAGAUGGAGCAAACAGAGAUUGAACUGAAUGAGGAAAAGGACAAAGACCGGAGCAAAGCGCCUCAGCGGGCUCAAGCCAGCACUGAACCUGGGGAUCAGCUGAAAAGGCCAUUUGGAACAUUUAGAUCUAUAAUGGAGACUCUGAGCGGGAACCAGAACAACAACAACAACUGUCAAACAGCAAACCUGAUGAAAACCUCAUCAACAUUGCCCUUUACCUCAUUAGGAAAAAAAGCUGCAGAUAGCAAGGGAAAUCCAGCAGCUCCUUCUAAAGGAAAAAAUAAGACAGCAUAAUGACAUCAAUAGGAAAAGUCUGAAAUCUUACAGCCAAAAAAGUAUUGAAGAGCCAGAGCUGCAGGAAUUCUUCCUCUAAAUCACAUCUCAUGGUGUCUUGUCUGCCUUCAAACAUGGUUUGAAAUGCCUGAAAUAUCUUCUUUUAAGAACACUAAUAUGAGACAUAACUCUCACCAGCAAAACAAGACUGUUAGGAUGCCUUAAAUUUGUAGCAGUUAGACCAUAUACAAAAUGUUUUUAUGCUAUGUGUGUGUCUGUAACUUGUUUGUAAGAUAUACUGUUCAAAGGCAUGGGGGAGCAAAAGUAAUGGUUUGGAAAUUGCAGUGACACGGGCAACCUCCAGAAUGUUCAUCUGGCCACUGAACACAUUUUGUAAUUCAUCUAUUGCAUGGAUAUACUGUAAUAUGUCUGUAGUUCCCUUUCUCAAUGACAUAUACUGUAAAACUUUCAGCCAGGACUCUGCCUGCCGAGCUCCUCAAUGAGACCAAGGCAAUAGCGUUGUUUUUUUGUCUAGUAUGUUUUGUCUGUUAUUUCUAUUUUUUUGUAAAAAGGAAAUAAAAACAGUCUUAACAAUA
Molecule: messenger RNA, 3341 nt
Organism: Terrapene triunguis (Three-toed box turtle)
Lineage: Eukaryota; Metazoa; Chordata; Testudines; Emydidae
Gene: SNCAIP
Product: synuclein alpha interacting protein
Exons: 10
Coding region: 1-2766 (921 amino acids)
Molecular function (GO): ubiquitin protein ligase binding
Source: RefSeq, a predicted model, not a curated record